CUUUAUUUGGGUUGCUUCCACAACCGGAUGUGACGACACAAACAGGCUUUACGUCAAAAAAUCUCGGACGUUAACGUAACGUAACGUGAUGACGUCGCCGACUUUAGCGCUGGUCCCGGAGCUCUGAGCCGGAGACUGAGAGAGGGGGAAAGGAGGCAGACGGGGCGCAGAGAGGCUGAUGAGGAGAGAGGAUGAACCGGCCGAGGGAGCGGCAGCAUCAGGACCGCAUCCUCGUAUCGACCGAAUCCCGGCGGUUUGAGCCAAACGACCACAAACGAGAUUUCUGUCACCACCGAGCGGCUUUAAAACUGACUAACGGACUUUAACGGCUCGGCGGACUCCAACGGCCGAAGAGCUAACGUCUGAAAACUAAAACUGAGAUUUAUUCCGAGUUGUUUUUACACGGGAAGUGGAUGUUAAUGUAUAUAUUUGUUUAAUUAUUUUUUUAUUUUUAUUAUCUUGAAUUAAAGUUCACACCAGCCAGCCAACGGAAUAUUCAAGUAGGCUAACAUCAAACAUUAAAAGCUUAUUUAGAGACUAUUUUAACGUUUUUUUUUCUUUUUCUUUUUUUGACGUUACUUUUAUCUCGACGAUACGUUGGAUUUAAAACCAAAACUUCCAAACCACCGGGUUCAUUUGGAUAUAAAUCAAGCUCCCUCUCUGGCUCUCUCUCUCCGAGUUUAACCCUCCGUAAUCCUGCAUCACCGCGGAGUUUCAUUGAGCUAGCGGCGCCCGCUGCUGCUAGCGCUAUGCUAAGCUAGCGGUGUGUUCCCUGUUAUCAUGCAUGCACAGACACGUUUGCUCGGAUGAAACCAACACCCUGCCCGAAAAAGGAAAAAAGAAAAGAUGCACCCGGCGAAGGGCAUGACACCAGCCCCGACAGUAACAACAGCAACAACAACAACAACAACAACAACACAGCGAGACAUGUCGGACUGAACUCACCGACGACGAGCAGCGGAGCGUCUUUAUUUAGAGGGAGAGCGGAUCAGAAAAGCUCGGAGCUUCACGCCGCCCUCAGGAGACCGGGAUCACUUUCGACUCGCUGCAGCAGAGGAUCCAGCUAAAAUGGGAGAGCAGCCGAUCUUCAGCACCCGGGCCCACGUCUUCCAGAUCGACCCAAACACCAAGAAGAACUGGGUUCCCACGAGCAAACACGCCGUCACCGUCUCCUACUUCUUCGACAGUACCAGGAAUGUCUAUCGAAUCAUCAGCCUGGACGGAUCCAAGGCCAUUAUCAACAGCACCAUCACCCCCAACAUGACGUUCACCAAGACAUCGCAGAAGUUUGGCCAGUGGGCCGACAGCCGGGCCAACACGGUGUACGGCCUGGGCUUCUCCUCAGAGAGUCACCUGGUGAAGUUUGCAGAUAAGUUUGCGGAGUUCAAGGAGGCGGCGCGUCUCGCCAAGGAGAAGUCUCAGGAGAAGGUGGAGCUCACUAGCACCCCCUCUCAGGAGUCGGCUCCAGGAGACCUCCUGUCUCCUCUGACGUCAGAGAGCAUCAACGGUACCGACGAUGAGCGAGUCAUCCCCGUCCCCCCCCAGCACAUGGAGGCCAGAGCAGAGCCUUCCCAGAAUGCACUGCCCUUCCCACACAGAGACACCACGGAGCAGAUUGACCCGUGUCCUCCUCGGCCCGUCUCCGCCUCCUCCAGCAUCAACAAGCACUGGGAGGCGGAGCUAGCGGCGCUGAAGGGGAACAACGCCAAACUGACGGCGGCUCUGCUCGAGUCCACGGCCAACGUCAAGCAGUGGAAGCAGCAGCUGGCGGCGUAUCAGGAGGAGGCGGAGAGGCUGCACAAGAGGGUGACGGAGCUGGAGUGUGUGAGCGGACAAACGACGGCCAUCAAAUCCCAGAAGACAGAGCUCAACCAAACGAUAGAGGAGCUGGAGGCGGCUUUAAAGGCCAAAGAGCAGGAGCUGGAGAGACUCAAAGCGGAGGUGGAAAGCGCCACAGAGUUUAAAACGCAGAAAGACUCACUCGCACAGAAACUACAGGACACGGAGUCGAGGAACCAGGAGCUGGAGGCUCAGCUGAGCGACCUGGAGCAGCGGCUGGAGAGCAGCCAGCUGGAGAGGGAGACUUUCCGCAAGAGCCUGCGCUCUCUGCUGGAGCUGCUGGACGGGAAGAUCUUCGAGCUGACGGAGCUGAGGGACACGCUGGCCAAACUCAUCGAGGGAAGUUAGACGCUCUGAACAUCUCCACUUGAAUUCUUUCUUCUUCUUCUUCUUCUUCUUUUUUCUCUCCACAUGUUCACGUGUAAAAGUUUACACACGACUUUAUGCAUCAGCGGUUUCACACACUCUCUCUCUCGCUACGUCCGUGCACUCAGAUCGUUUACAGCCAAGUGAAGCCUUCCCUCCGCUCCACUCUGGAACAUCUACUCAUCCACUUUCACCACCACCGAGUCUUCUUCUACUCUUUCACUAAUUUAUUUAUAAAAUACCAAAUUAACUAACUCCCUCCACUUUGUUGGGGUUUUUUUUUUUUUUUUUUUUGUGAACUCUUGGGAUGUUAAUCCAUUGGAGGGACUUGCCAAACGAGGCCGGGAGGACGUCGCCACAUCUUUUUAUUCUUACGACACUUAAACGAGCAAUACAAGUAAAGAAAACACUAAAAAAAAAAAAACAAAGGGAGCAUCAGAGGGUUAACGAACACUUUCCACUCUCACUUUCAGGUAAUUUUACUCGUCUCUCGGACACGUUUCAAACCACAAGCGAGGCGGGAUUUUAUCUUUCUUUGGACUUUUUAUUUUUUAAACGGAUUCAUAGUGCACUUGUAAUAAUGGAGUCAGUGUGUAUGUGCGUGCGUGAAGCAGAUACUUUUCUUUCCCACUCUCGUCGAAGUGCAAUCCUUUUAUUAUUAUCGUUAUUGUUAUUUUUGUUUAUUUAUUACUAAAGUUACAGACGGUUAAUGGAUUAAUUGCAGCCAUUUCUUUACAUCUGGUUUCGAACCUUUUUUUACGGUGCGUUCGCGUUGGGAGGACGAUGGUUCAUGAGGAAAUAAAAUGGCAAUAUAUUUUUAAAUAUUUAUGAGAGGAAAAGGAAAAAAUCAAAUAGUUUUCUUUUGCCAAAUAAUGUUUUCCUGUACAGAUUAGAUUUCACUUGUUUUUUGUUGCUCAUGUUGCCUUUGGUACAGAGAUGCAUCAAUGGUAGCGAACAUAACGGUACUUUUUUAUUUUUCUUUGUGGGACUUUAAACUGUUGCCAAAAAAUGAGAGGAUCGUGGUUUAGUUUGGACACAUGAAGAAAACUAAUUUAAGGGCUUGUUGUUGUCGUUGUUGUUGUUGUUGGGAGAUUUUUGGAUGAUUUUUCUUUUUUCUCUUUUUUUUUUUUUGCGGUGACUGAAAAUUUAACAUAUUACAGCCAGAAAAGGGGGUAAAAAAAAAUUAAAAAUAGAAAAAACUUUGAAUAAGAAACUCUUUUAAUUGUUGAUUAUAUCACAUGCUUAAAAAAAACAACAACAAUCACAAAUUGUAAUUUUCAGUUUAUAGUAAAAGAAAAACAAAAUGAAACGUGUGUGAUUGUGUCUUUAUUUGCCCCAAAUUCAUUAUUAACACUUCCCGUUUGCUAUUUAUUAUUACAGGUACGAAAAAAUAUCAUUUCAUCUUUUUAAUACUUAUAUUUUUACAAAAUGUCACAAUUCUUGGGCAAGUUCUGGUUUGUGUUUGAUUUUUAAGCAGAUUCACAGACAUGUUUGCUGACAUUUUAGAAACUAAAGUGCGCUGAAUUUGCUGGUAUGAGCCCCUGGUGGUUAACUGGACACGGAUGUUUCUGACAACCCUGAAUUAAAUUAACUUUAAUCAUGAAUAAACUGGAAAACUGACAUUUUUUCUUAGGCGAGUUCAGAACAUGUCCAGUGAUUUCUACACGAGUUUAGAGACGUUUAUUUGUGUUUUUGUUUAUGUUUUGGAAAAUCAACUACGCCGAAUUCACUAUUAGGAGUUAUUACUUACUGUUUACUAGGCGACAUACUGACAAAGGUCAAUUUAUUAUUGUCGCAAAUAAAAAUAAAAAAAUGUGACGAUUCUCAAGCAAAUUCAGGGGGCGUCUUUUUUUUCAGCACAUUUGGCGCGAUUUUCCACGUUUAUCUGUAAAUACCUGUUAACAUUCUUGUAAAAAUACUUUGCCGAAAUCACGACUAGCAGUUUCUGAACGACAUAUUUACGUGUCUUUUCUGAUAACGGAAGUUUAAUAACUUUAAUAUUAAAGAAAACCUAAAAACCCGACAAAUCUCAACGAAGUUCUGGGGCUUCUCUCUCGGAUUUCUAAGCGAGCGUCUUUUUUCUCUGACUUCUAAACAGGUUUGUGGAUGUUUACUUCAAUGGAGACCAGAAAUAGCGGUAUCCUCGAAUAGACCGAGUCACCCUGAAUCUAUAAAUAUGUGUAUAAUACCCGUGUGUCAAGAUUUUAAUCGGUUACGAGUGUUUUAUUUAAACGUAAAACAGCUGAAACUCACCACUGUUGAUUCUUGGUCGUUUGUGCGCAGGCGCAGUGAGGCGGUUUAAAAAUGGCUGCGUUCCUUUUAGAAAAUCCAGCUUCAAGAUCUUAAACAUGUUAAAAAAAAUGGAUCGAGACAUUUUGGUGCUUCAUUUUAUUUUAAAAGGGGGGAAAUAAUGUAUAUGUAUAUUUAUAUAUAAUUGGGAUAUAGAAAGCAGGAAGGAAUGUCAUGAUAGGAAACAAAAAGAGAAAAAAAAACAUAUAAAGUACAUUUACAUUUGUUUUAAAAAUUCUUUAAAAUGUGAAGUUUCAAUAAAUACUUCAAUACAUUUAGGCAUGCGGAUAUAUUUUUUUUUCUUUCUCAUGAUUUACAUUUCAUUACAGUAUAAUUCAAUAAAACCACUGUUUUCCAUCUUCAUUAUUGCACUUACGUUGUGAUGGGUUUGUCCUCAAACGUGCGUAAGGUCUGAAACGGUCAAAGGUGACGAUGACGAAGGGAAAAUCGAUGCGUUAGAGGUUAAAAAGUUUCACUCGACUCUCAUCUAAACUAAGGCUGUAAAAUAAAAGUGACCCUGCUGUUAGCUUAGCUUAGCAUAAAGUGUUAAAUCAGAAGGGAAACAGCUUAAGAAAUGGCUUGAAACUAGAAAAUCAACUAAAUUCCUCAAAUUUUUCAAAAGCCAGAUUAGAAAUUAUUAAAUCCUCAUCACUGAUAACUAACAAUUAAUUACUUUGAUAAGGAGGUGAACAUUAAAAUGUUAUUUCUAUGACAUAUCUAGGAAGGUUUUCCUACAAUACCCAUAAGCCCCAGUGGUAUCAGAGCAGCAUGUUUGUAGGCUAAAGCGUGCGGCGGCCAUCUUUGUUUCUUUCAGCUACACAGGCACAAGUUUGUGAAUGAAAAUCUCUGUGUUAUCACUCAGUAAACGAUAGUUUUUUCCCCAAAAACGUCUAAUAUUUUUUUUUUUUGAGGGGAGUUUGUAAAAAAAACACAAGUUAAUUUUACUUUAUGGGAAACUGAUGGUUUGGCACAAACUGGGCGGAGCAGAAAGGCAGAUGUUGUUGCUGUUUAACCCCUUCCCGGUCUUUAUGCUAAGCUAAUAUAAGCUAAUGGAAAAUAAAACCAAACUAUUGAACCAUUCUUUUAAAUUAAGCCGUUAAAAAACAAGUCUGACAACAGAUAUAUCUAUAUAAUAAUAAUAA
Messenger RNA from Mugil cephalus (flathead mullet), 5636 nucleotides. Its product is annotated as homer protein homolog 1-like. NCBI's taxonomy places the organism in Eukaryota, Metazoa, Chordata, Actinopteri, Mugiliformes, Mugilidae. The transcript is spliced from 9 exons. Gene Ontology annotation, molecular function: G protein-coupled glutamate receptor binding. The coding region runs from base 1069 to 2187 and encodes 372 amino acids. Gene Ontology annotation, cellular component: plasma membrane; dendrite; cytoplasm. Gene Ontology annotation, biological process: regulation of store-operated calcium entry; G protein-coupled glutamate receptor signaling pathway. The record is from RefSeq and is a predicted model, not a curated record.